This is a messenger RNA of Strongylocentrotus purpuratus (purple sea urchin), 2464 nucleotides long. Its product is annotated as inorganic pyrophosphatase-like. Bases 38 to 1045 code for a protein of 335 amino acids. The transcript is spliced from 13 exons. Gene Ontology annotation, cellular component: cytoplasm. NCBI's taxonomy places the organism in Eukaryota, Metazoa, Echinodermata, Echinoidea, Camarodonta, Strongylocentrotidae. Gene Ontology annotation, biological process: phosphate-containing compound metabolic process. The record is from RefSeq and is a predicted model, not a curated record. Gene Ontology annotation, molecular function: magnesium ion binding; inorganic diphosphate phosphatase activity.
CGUCGCUUAUCGCGCAUGCGUAAAAUUAUCUAUCCACAUGUUUGCGAAUAAUUUUCGACGUGUCCUUUCGGCCGCCUGUCAUCAGAGAACUUUUACCAAAGUCUCUUUGGCUUCUUAUUCCCGUGUACAGCCAUCGAAAUUUCAGUUCGGAAAUUUUCGAAUUUCAGCAAUGGCCUAUUCAGGUGAACCUCGAGGUGCACCCAACUCUCUCGACUACCGCCUGUUCUUCAGGAACAGCAAUGGUCAAGUGAUAUCUCCAUUCCACGACAUUCCGCUCUAUGCUGAUAAAGAAAAUCAGAUUUUGAACAUGGUUGUGGAGGUUCCUCGAUGGACCAACGCCAAGAUGGAGAUCGACACCGCCGCUCCCAUGAACCCUAUCAAGCAGGAUGUAAAGAAGGGCAAGCUACGAUUCGUCAGAAACUGCUUUCCUCAUCACGGCUACAUCUGGAAUUAUGGUGCCUUCCCUCAGACAUGGGAGGAUCCUAACCAUACAGACGCUAGUACAAAGUGUAAAGGAGACAAUGAUCCUCUGGAUGUGUGUGAAAUCGGCAGGAAGGUUGCCAAGAGAGGAGAAGUUAUCCAGGUGAAGGUCCUAGGAACUCUUGCUAUGAUUGAUGAAGGUGAAACUGACUGGAAGAUUUUUGCAAUUGAUGUGACCGACCCACUGGCGAAAGACAUGAAUGACAUUGAUGACAUUCGGAGGUUGAUGCCCGGCUUUCUGGAGGCAAGUGUGAACUGGUUCAAGAUCUACAAGGUUCCCGACGGAAAGCCCCUCAAUGAGUUCGCCUUCAAUGAAGAGCCAAAGAACAGGGAGUUUGCCAUGGGCAUUGUUAACGAGACCUCAGGACAAUGGCAGAAGCUUAUCUCUGGCGAGUCAGAUGCAGGCAAAUUAAGCUGUCAAAAUGUUACAGUGGACUCCAGCAAGUACAAGGUGUCUGCCGCAGAGGCGCAGGCAGAAUUUGACAAGGCUGCACCUGUAGCUGAUCUUAUACCUAGGGACCCAGAAGUUGACAACAACAACCAUUUUGUGAACACCAAGGCUUGACUAUCUCACCCUGCUCAUCCCAAGAAAUGUGCCUCUUCUCACCUUUGACCCUGUUAUGUAACCUCUGACCCUGUUAUGUAACAUGCCUCUCAUGUUUCUGCUUUGUAUCUUCACCCGGUAGAUAUCCAUUUUUACUGGAUUCUUUGAUUGUGCUGUGUUGCUCAGUCAUCUGUUUGAAAGGCAAUUCUAUAUGGGCAGUAUGAAUUCUUUGUGAGAAGGGGAGGGUUAGGGGGCGGAUUUGAAGAUUAAAUUGAGGGUGGUCUUAAGAUUGCAUGUGUCUGUAGAUAAGUUAAUAGGAAAGGGUGAUUAUGUAUUACAUAAGAGAUAACUUGUGUAUUGGAAGGUUUUAGAAUAUUAUAAUCAAAAUGGUAACAAAUUGUCUCAACCUUGCUGAAAACUGCAAACAAUGAAAAGCACUGAAAAGCACUGAACACAGAUUUAAGUAUAUGGAACUACACUGACAAGUUGCAUCACAAUUUUAUCCAAAGUUUGAAACUGUUUUAAAUCUAAUAGCCGGGUAAUACAAAUUCUUUUCACGUGACAUGGUUUCUAUGGUACCCGUACCCUUGUAAAGCUCACAAAUUAUUACACUAGCACUCAAGGUUCUCUUUAUUACAGCUAUUUUUGUUAUAAUUUAUAUUGAAUUUCCACCUGUAGAAUCAUGCAGCAAAUCAGUGAUGUAGUCUAGAACUUGUGUUCCAAGACCUGGAACUACAUGCAUAGGAACAGGUCUAUAACACAUAGCUGGAAAUCUGUAUGUGUACCAGUAUAAGUGACAGGGAGCAUCAUGCAUCUUACAAUUGAAAGUAAAGAGUGUUAUUCAUGUUACCUCAAUUAAUUUUAGCUUUAUAUCUUAACCGACAUAUAAGGAUUUGCAGCUGAUUUAUAAAAUAGAUUGUGAUAUUUAUGAGUCAUGUCCUGGGUUCCACGCAAUAGACCAUUUUUGUUAUGUGUUACAUAAUUUCUAUGUAUAUGUAGGUCUUGGCUACGAUAGUUAAAUGAUCAAGUGCAAAUCCAAGAUAUCUGGGGGGCGUUUCACACAGCCUUUUAUCAAUGACAAAUGACAAAAAUCUGUGACAAAUCUGCUGAUAACCAAUCAGCAGCAAGGAUUUCAGUAGCUUUUAAAAAAAACUGUCAUUUGUCACUGAUGACAAGUUUUGUGAAACACCCCCCCCCCCCAGGUCUCAUUGUGUUCUCCUUGUGUCCAUUACCAUGUAGAGUCAAACCUGCUUCAGUGACCACCUGUCCACAAAGACCAUGUUUUUAGUUUUCCUUGAAAAUGGUUUCUCAUUGAAACAUGUACUAAAGGAACCUGUCUACAAAGACCACUUUUUGUGUUUUCCUGGGGGGUUUGACUGUAUUAGGUAAUGCUGAAAUUAUUGAACAUGAUAGCUACCUUUGACCUUCAUAUUUCCUCCC